Molecule: messenger RNA, 4821 nt
Organism: Hypomesus transpacificus
Lineage: Eukaryota; Metazoa; Chordata; Actinopteri; Osmeriformes; Osmeridae
Gene: dgcr8
Product: DGCR8 microprocessor complex subunit
Exons: 14
Coding region: 401-2785 (794 amino acids)
Biological process (GO): primary miRNA processing
Cellular component (GO): microprocessor complex
Molecular function (GO): heme binding; primary miRNA binding; identical protein binding
Source: RefSeq, a predicted model, not a curated record
GAUUGCAGCUGUCUGCAAGAUGGCGGAGCAAGGAAUCGAGCUGUGUGCAGUAUUAUCUUAAAAUUGUCUGUUAGCUGAUUAUACUGGAAGAUCAUAAACUAUUCUGUUGGACAGAUACGACGGAGGAGGAUGAGCAGAUCCUAGACUCAAGCAACAUAUAAGCUGAAUGCAUUGUGAUUUCCAAUAAUUGAGACAGUGAUUCUAAAAAGCUGUCUACAUUAAUGAAAAGAACAAUGUAGUCAGCUUAACGUAUUCAAGACUGGUACUUGGUCAAUACAGGGACGUGGGCUUUCGUUUGAUGUGCUUCUGCAUGUGUUUUGCCUGAAGGGUAAUUAGAAGUAGAUUGUGCAGUCAGGGUCAGCGCGUAGAGCAUUUAUAUUUGGUUUGUUAGCCAGUCAUUAUGGAGAUAGAUGAUGUGUUACCCCCCCUUCCUUUGGAACCCCCCGAUUUAAACAAGGACAGCCUUAAUGGUAAUGCACCUCCACCACCUCCCCUGCAAACGUCCAGUGACGCAGAGGAAAUGGACGUUAGCUCUGGUGGUGAUGGACACCCCUUAACCCCGGCAGGGGCAGAACGGCAGCUUCAGCUCCUCACCAAGGGCUCCCUGUCCUUCUGUAGCCAACCGUCCGACGACGGUGACCCCAACCCCCCCUGCCCCAGAACAGCCCGCCACGCUCCCGCCGUCAACAAGUUCCUCCCCGACCUCAAGUUGCUCCGAGACGUUAAGAUCAGCGUGAGCUUUGCGGAGACCUGCAACAGCAAAGACAGGAAGGUGCUGUACACGGGCGUAGGACAGGAGGGCGGUGGGGAGGCCGGCGCAGGGAGGGUGAACGGUGGGUUGCAUGACGCCACAGAGCCGGGGCCUGUGGAGGGUAGCUCGGGUGUGGGGAACUCGGCCAGUUGCCCGGGCAGGGGAGGAGGAGGAGGUGGAGGGGAGGAGGUGGAGGCAGACCUGGAGAACAACGUGGAGUUCGCCGUCCUCGACGAGCUGGAGGACUUCAGCGAGAACUUCCUGGACCCCGACUACGGCGACCAGGGCGGGUUCAGGUCUGAGGUGAUAAUUCAGCAGGAGCAGGUGGAUGACGAAGGCCUGAACUACUCGUACGAGGAGGACUUUGACAAUGACGUGGACGCCCUCCUGGAGGAGGGCAUGCCCGUGCCCAAGAAGAUGCGCCUGGCCGAGGACAAGUAUGGCGGGGACAGCGACCGCGAGCACCCGUCUGAAGGGGAGGAGGGCGUUCAGCCCAUGAUGACCAAGAUCAAGACAGUCCUGAAGAGUCGUGGACGCCCCCCCACUGAGCCCCUCCCGGAUGGCUGGAUCAUGACAUUCCAUAACUCGGGCAUUCCAGUUUACCUCCACAGGGAGACCAGGGUGGUCAGCUGGUCCAGGCCCUACUUCCUGGGGACUGGAAGCAUACGGAAACACGACCCUCCCACCAGCAGCAUUCCCUGCCUGCACUACAGCAAGAUGAAGAACCAGGAGGAGCGGGACCUGAACGGCGAGGUGACCCCCGCCGCCGAGGUGUCUCCGGUGAAGCCCGGCGAGGAGGCCGACUCGGUGGAGAAGCCGGACGAGCCCGACUCCACGGCCCAGGAGGAGACCCCCACGCCGGCCGCCGGCCCGGAGGAGACGGAGGGCGCGGGCCCAGACACGGCGCCGGCCCCGGACGCCUGCCCCAAGCCGAAGGGGCCCCAUGGGUGGGAGACGGCCCAGGGAGCCCUGGGCCAGGUCAAGGCCAAGGUGGAGGUGUGCAAGGAUGAGUCCAUAGACAUCGAGGAGUUCCGCAGCUACCUGGAGAAGUGUUUCGACUUUGAGCAGGUGACCGUGAAGAAGUUCAGGACCUGGGCCGAGCGCCGCCAGUUCAACCGGGACAUGAAGAGGAAGCAGGCCGAGUCGGAGCGGCCCAUCCUGCCUGCCAACCAGAAGCUCAUCACUCUGUCUGUCCAGGACGCCCCCACCAAGAAAGAGUUUGUCAUCAACCCUAACGGGAAGUCCGAAGUUUGCAUCCUCCAUGAAUAUAUGCAACGUGUCCUUAAGGUCCGCCCUGUUUACAACUUUUUUGAAUGUGAGAACCCAAGUGAGCCCUUCGGAGCGUCGGUCAUCAUUGAUGGAGUGACCUACGGAACAGGAACCGCCAGCAGUAAAAAACUGGCCAAGAAUAAAGCUGCUCGAGCCACACUGGAGAUCCUCAUCCCUGACUUUGUGAAGCAGACGUCCGAAGAGAAGCCCGCAGAGGGGGAUGAACUGGAGUAUUUUAAUCAUAUCAGUAUUGAAGAUUCGAGGGUGUACGAGCUGACUAAUAAAGCAGGCUUGCUCUCACCAUAUCAGAUUCUACAUGAGUGCCUUAAGAGAAACCAUGGGAUGGGCGACACCAGCAUCCAGUUUGAGGUGAUCCCUGGCAAGAACCAGAAGAGCGAAUACAUCAUGACGUGUGGCAAACACACCGUGCGAGGGUGGUGCAAGAACAAGCGGGUGGGGAAGCAGCUGGCCUCCCAGAAGAUCCUGCAGAUGCUCCACCCCCACGUCAAGAACUGGGGUUCCCUCCUGCGCAUGUACGGCCGGGAGAGCAAUAAGAUGGUGAAGAAGGAGAAUUCAGACAAGAGUGUGAUCGAGCUGCAGCAGUAUGCCAAAAAGAACAAGCCAAACCUUCACAUCCUGAACAAACUGCAAGAAGAGAUGAAGAAGCUGGCCAAGGAAAGGGAGGAAACGCGAAAGAAGCCCAAGAUGACCAUCAUGGAGUCAGCUCAGCCCGGGAGCGAGCCCCUGUGCACUGUGGACGUGUAGAGGCCUCACUGCAAGCUAGCCCGACCCGUCACUGACCACAGGCACGCACGCACACACACACACACAGUGCAGUCACUCGUUACACUAAACGCCACCUAGCCACCAUCCAAUUAUUUAUGCAUCCUUGUGACAUGGCAAUAGACGUGAAGAUCUCCUAAAGAAGGGUGGUGUGUAGCACUGUUCCCCUUUCUAUCCCCGCGCUGUGUUGGUGUCUGGUGCCCCGUCAAGGGACAGUCACUAGCACCGACGCAGAGAUAUGAGAGCGAGAGAGACCAGCGUGGAUCUCUCUCCUGUUGCGUCCUCCAUACAGCACUUAAACUGAAACCACCCAAGCAGCAGGAGGAGGCUUCGACACACUGAAAACUCUGCGCCCCCCCCCCCCCUCCAUAACUGCUGACAACCACUAUAGAUUCAUUUUUGUAACGGGAUGGUGAACAUUUCAAGGUCACUCCAAGUUUCAGCUGCAAAUCUCUUUUAUUUGGAGAGUAGUAGGAUUAGUCGUGGUCUGCUGCAGCAAUUUAAACUUUUCAUCGGGUACUAAAUGGAAUAUUGAUCUGUUUGCUGUUGUCUUGGCUUUAUAGUUGAUGGUUGAUGUUUUGUAUAAUUUGGUUGGCGAGUAGUCGUAUUAUUAAUAUGCUUUUGUCUGCAGAUUGGCCAGCUUGUUUUGAUUUGCACGGUAAAACUGAUUCUGGUAAAUUACCCAAAUUCAGAUGAAUAGUUCUCUGCACUCAUGGUUCAAUUCCGUUUGUUACACUCUCACAGUUCAAGUGAGCGAUGGAGUGAACCUCCAAAACCCCGAAACAUGGAGAACGUCAUUUGAAUAGCGUGUCUUGUUAUUUUUCCGUUGGUGGAAUUCAGGAAGAAACACAUCACCAGACGAGCUGAACAAGCCGGUCUGUCUAGCUAAUGUCCUGCUUUCCAUUUAAGCACUGUAGAGAGCACAAGCACAAGGGCUUGGAGUACUGUAGGCAGGUUGGCCAAGGAGAUACACAUGGUAAUGUUACAGUCCUAAGACCUGUACUUCAGUUAGGUUUUCUGCUUGUAGAUGCAUUUGCUUCGCUCCAUACCAUUUAAGUGACGUAGAUGCCAUGCCCUUCCAUCUUAGUUGCAGGAUGGCCUCGUUGUGGUGUCCUUGUAUAGGAUAACCCUUGACUACAUGUUGCCUUAGUUAUGUCAUUAAGGGCUCCCUUGAGAGAGAAUUUAUUGGACCUAACCCCACCCCGCCCCCCCAAGGGGAAUUUAAAGACCAUUUCCUUAAUUCAGCAUUUAUGGUUUAGACUGUGUUGGUUUUUAUGGUGUAAAGCAAUGUCACUGAUAUUCUGGGAGAAGACAAAAAAAAAAAAACUGCCUCGCAUGUGCAUAUUUUUAAGUCGUCUUAAUUCUGAUUUGUGUACGUUUGUCAUCUUUGUGACAAAGGAUCGUCCGUUCUCAUCAUGUGUUCUAACUCUGGCAAACUAAUGUAUGGUGUACGAGGAUCCCCAACAAAUCUACAAAAAUGAAGUUGGCACACUUUUACCUCGAGCGACCCUUGAUCACGUCUUUUAGAACAACAGGAGUCUAAACAAGCAGUGGGAACCAAAGCUUUAAUUCAGUCUUAUGCAUUUUUAUAGAGGAACAUUACUAGGGUUGCUGCAAACGCCACCAUAAUAUCUAUAAAUAUAUAUAUAAGGCAGGAUACAAAAAGAUGCAACACUUCCUGGAACAAAAAUAUUAACUUCUGUGCAUUUCAUGGUGUGAAGUAUUGGGUCUGCGUGUGAAGUAUUGGGUCUGUGUGUGCAUCUGUCCCAGCGUUCAUGGACACAGCUGCUGAUGUAGAGUUAGACUGCUUGAAGAAUCUGCUUCUCCCCCAGCUCAUGUUUAUGUGCUCUGUCUUGCCAAGUACGUGUGUUUAGUAUGUGCGCAAAAAAAACCCAUGGAGUUGUAAUGAUGGAUUGUUUGCUUGAGAUAUUGCUGCCUAGAAAAUGAAGUACCUACUGCAACUUGGAUCUCUGACUUUCAGUGAUAUUUGUUUAUGCAAAUAAAUUGUCAUGAAUUAA